Messenger RNA from Diuraphis noxia (Russian wheat aphid), 1448 nucleotides. Its product is annotated as G-protein coupled receptor. The record is from RefSeq and is a predicted model, not a curated record. Gene Ontology annotation, biological process: G protein-coupled receptor signaling pathway. Lineage: Eukaryota; Metazoa; Arthropoda; Insecta; Hemiptera; Aphididae. Gene Ontology annotation, molecular function: G protein-coupled receptor activity. Gene Ontology annotation, cellular component: plasma membrane.
AAAAAUAAUUGAAUAAUAAUUUCAAAAUAAUGUCGACUGAUAUGAAUGAAAAUUUAGAAGACGAAAUAAGCCUAACUGACAGGUUUGUAAAAUACUAUCCGUUGGCUGUUGUAUGUCUCGGAAGCUUGGGAAAUUGUAUAUCAGUACUAGUGUUUUUUGGAACAAAAUUACGAAAACAAUCGUCAUCAUAUUAUUUAUCUUCGUUAGCAAUCAGUGAUACAUUAUUUUUAUUAAUACAACUGAUGCCUGUACUACCCAAAGUUGGUAUCAGGAUAUACCAUAUGCAAGGUUUUUGUCAAUUUUUCGUCUACUUUGCUCAGAUAUGUAGUUUUAUUAGCGUAUGGCUAGUUGUAGUGUUUACAUCAGAACGUUUUAUAGCUGUACGAUAUCCAUUACACAGAUCAGUGAUAUGCACAGUAUACAGAGCUAAAAUUGUACUAAGCAUAUUAAUCACGUUUGCAUUAAUAGUACAUAUACCGUAUUUAGUGAUUUCAGGACCUAACGAAACACUCUUAGAAAAUAACUCAACAACGACAGAAUGUAGCUUGAACUUUUCGUGGUACGAAUUAUAUACGUGGCUAAACUAUGCAGACGUAUUGAUGAAUAUGAUGAUACCAUUUUUCCUGAUCGUCAUAUUCAAUAGCAUGAUUUGUCAAUCUGUAUGUCGGUUAGCCAGAAUAAGACGAACAAUGACACUUCACCCAUCUAGAAGAAGACAAUCUACAUCACAAAACUCACAACACACAUCUCAAAUAAAAGUCACAGAAAUGCUAUUAGUUGUGUCUACAGUGUUCUUGUGUCUGAAUCUGCCAUCAUACGUAUUCCGAGUAUGGAUGGUAUGGGAUAAUAUAACAUCAGCAAAGUACAAAACUAUACAAGUCAUUGCAAAUCAAAUGUACAACACACAUUUUGGAAUAAAUUUCGUACUUUACUGUGUCAGUGGCCAAAAUUUUCGAAGAGCUUUGGUUGAACUUUGGAAUAAAAGAAGACAUUCCAAUAAAAAAUUAAAGGAAACUCAGGUUACAACAGUAUUAUCAGAAUUUUCAAAAAGUGGGGUUGGAUCAAAACAAACUACCGUCAACGGAACUUGGAAAGAAGUCCAUGAACUCAUACCAAUCGCACACAGUUAAUGUCUUAAGGAUUUACUCACUUUUGAAAAUAAUGUACAUAUAUGGUAAUAUAAUAUACAUUAAAUGCAGUAAUUAUGUUGUAAGGUUAGAUAGGGAUAAAGAAGGUGGUGCGUGGGAGAAAAUUCUCCUCCCAAUCCCCCCUUUCUUAUAAAAGCUACCAAUAUAAAAUUAUUAUAGCCAACAAUUACAAGUAAAUAUACAUUAACGAGAUAUAUAAUAUGUUAACAGUUUAUUAAAUCCCCUCCUGGCUCCUACCAAUAUACCAAUAAAUGCUCUAAAUCUGCGAUUGUUAGAAAUAAGCAUUAUACUAAUAUUAAG